AUGGCGAUGGGAUUCGGGCAAUCGAAAAUAACGAGUGGUGGAGGAUCUGCACCAGGGAUCCCUGACCAUGGAUCGGGAGGGCAAAGGAAGCUUCCGCUUAAUAUGGUGAGCACUUACUAUAACAACCAUAUUGCGGGGAAUGGGCCGAAUAGGGUUCUGAUGGGCCCUUUCGAAACCGCUGUGGCUCGCAAGAAUCCGGAGGGCGAGUUCAAGUAUACCUAUGGUUUUGAACUCCUCCAGCUUGAAGACGAAGGAGAGGUUCUGGUUGCAGUGGUUAACACGACACGCACAAAAAACUUGGCGUCUAUGAACCUUUAUCUCUGGAAUGUUUCUUCGUUCGAUAAGCACUGCGUGCGUAUUCUUUCAAACGAAGACCGGCUAACUGAAGCGAGGAUUCGGUACCUCAUGGAACACGUCGACGAGCUAGUACCUCCAAGAAUCGAGGAGGCACGCAUCAAUGCACUGUCACGAAAGGAGAAGGCAAAAGAGGAAAAGGCAAAAGCGGCAAAAGAGGACCCAUUUUACUCAUCCUCUGAUGAGGAGGAGGAGGAGGAGGAGGAUCGAUAUUGGAAUGAGAACAUCAAGCCAGAAGAGUGGCAUGUUUGCAACAACACAACUCUCGUGGCCAUCGCUGAGCAGCGGAUAUUUGUUGCUGGUCCAGGACGCUUCUCAGUUGUUAUUGCUGGACCUGCUGGUGCUCGGGUGCUGUCUGAGGCGGACCCGGAAGCCUUGGAUAUCCAGAUUUUUGAGUAUGAGCACCGGCUUGCACCCAACGAGUUUCUAGUCAUGCUUCCUGAGACUUUGCAUGUGUCAAAACUUGACCCUGUGGCCUGGAACGAAUGGGUUCAGAAAGGAUAUUGGGAAGUGGCAGACAGAUUGUGUGAAAUGGAUGACGCUAGUGAAAGCUCAGUUCUGGUGCUUCACAAGGAGGAAUCUCGAGCUACCAACUCCAACAAGGUGAUCAAUGGGGAAGAACCAUCGACGAGCCUUAGCAAGUUACAGAGCGGGACAUCGACUCCACAUUGACGUUGCGAGUACGACGAGCAAAACGAGUGAUCGUAGUCCGCGGCAUAUUCGUUUUUUGAGUGCCGAGUAUUCGAUUUUAUCUUUGAACAACUAGUAAUCCAGGAA
Selaginella moellendorffii is the source of this 1131-nucleotide messenger RNA. RefSeq lists its product as uncharacterized. The record is from RefSeq and is a predicted model, not a curated record. Lineage: Eukaryota; Viridiplantae; Streptophyta; Lycopodiopsida; Selaginellales; Selaginellaceae. The transcript has 9 exons. Bases 1 to 1026 code for a protein of 341 amino acids.